AUGUCUAAUAAACCACCAAUUAAACGCUAUAGACGCGAUGACAAUUCAUCAGGAUCUGAAAACGAUGUUGAUAAUUACGAACCCUAUGUUCCUGUAAAGGAAAGAAUGAAGCAAAAGUUAUUAAAAAUGGGACGUCUUGGCCAAGUCGCUAAUGAGGUCGCUGCAGAAACCAAAAGUUCGAGCGAUAAUGAUCCUGACGAUGAAGGUUCCCAAGAAGAAUGGGGAAGACGCUACAAUGUAUCAUUAUUGGACCAGCAUAGUGAAUUGAAAAGACUAGCGGAAGCUCGGGCUUUGUCUGCAGCAGAAAGGCAAGCUAAAGAGGAGGCACAUAUAUUAGAAAGUGUAGCUCAAAGUAAAGCUUUGAUGGGUGUUGCUGAAUUAGCUAAAGGUAUACAAUAUUCGGAGCCAAUCAAAACAUCCUGGAAGCCUCCACGAUGUAUCCUGAGCUUACCAGAAUCCAGACACGAGAGGGUGAGGCAACAGCUCCGCAUCCUGGUUGAAGGUGAAGAUGUACCGCCUCCCAUACGCACGUUUCAACAUAUGAAGUUUCCUAAAGGUAUCAUUCGGGGCCUAGAAGCCAAAGGUAUCAAGAAUCCUACACCCAUUCAAGUGCAAGGUAUACCAGCAGUACUCCAAGGUCGGGAUAUGAUUGGUAUUGCGUUUACUGGUUCGGGAAAAACUCUGGUCUUCACACUACCCUUGAUCGCGAUGUGCUUAGAACAAGAGGUUCAGAUGCCUUUCAUUCGGAAUGAGGGACCUUACGGUUUAAUAAUUUGUCCGUCUAGAGAAUUAGCGAAACAGACACACGAUAUUAUACUGCAUUUUAUCAAACAUUUAAAAAUGGCCGGACAUCCGGAGAUUCGAAGUUGUCUCGCUAUUGGUGGUGUGGCGGUAUCAGAAUGUAUGGAGACAGUACAGCGAGGUGUUCACAUCAUGGUGGCAACUCCAGGAAGACUUAUGGAUAUGUUGGAUAAGAAAAUGGUCCGUCUCAACGUAUGCCGGUACCUGUGUAUGGAUGAAGCAGAUCGAAUGAUCGAUAUGGGUUUUGAAGAAGACGUAAGAACGAUUUUCUCUUACUUCGCGGGUCAGAGGCAAACUCUAUUGUUCAGUGCGACUAUGCCGAGGAAAAUUCAGAAUUUUGCCAGAUCAGCAUUGGUGAAACCCGUAACAGUGAACGUGGGUCGUGCUGGGGCCGCAUCACUCAACGUGCGUCAGGAGCUGGAGCUGGUGAAGGCUGAAGCUCGUACAGUACACUUGCUCCAAUGUCUGCAGAAGACGCCACCACCGGUGCUGGUCUUCGCGGAGAGGAAGCAGCACGUGGAUGCCAUUCACGAAUAUUUGUUAUUAAAAGGUGUGGAAGCUGUAGCUAUCCACGGUGGCAAAGACCAAGAAGAGAGGUCACGUGCUGUGGAGGCUUUCAGAAGAGGAGAGAAAGACGUGCUAGUCGCUACAGAUGUCGCUAGCAAGGGUCUAGACUUCCAAAACAUCCAGCACGUGAUAAACUAUGACAUGCCAGAAGAUAUAGAGAACUACGUCCAUCGCAUCGGGCGUUGUGGGCGAGCCGGUCAGGCGGGCGUGGCGUCCACACUUCUGUCAAGGCAGCAAGACGACAGCGUAUUAAGAGAUCUCGCGCAUUUGCUGAGGGAAGCUGGACAAAAGGUACCUUCGUUCCUGAUGGACAUGAUUGGCGGGGAUGAACCGGCAGUGGAUGGGCAGGGAUGUUCCUACUGUGGAGGAUUGGGACACAGGAUUACAGAAUGUCCGAAAUUGGAAGCUGUGCAGACCAAGCAAGCAUCAAAUAUCGGAAGACGAGACUAUUUGGCUAACACAGCUGCUGACUACUAA
Molecule: messenger RNA, 1845 nt
Organism: Pieris macdunnoughi
Lineage: Eukaryota; Metazoa; Arthropoda; Insecta; Lepidoptera; Pieridae
Source: the annotation of a GenBank genome assembly